This is a messenger RNA of Aplosporella prunicola CBS 121167, 2810 nucleotides long. RefSeq lists its product as uncharacterized. The transcript is spliced from 4 exons. The record is from RefSeq and is a predicted model, not a curated record. Gene Ontology annotation, molecular function: zinc ion binding; transmembrane transporter activity; DNA-binding transcription factor activity, RNA polymerase II-specific. NCBI's taxonomy places the organism in Eukaryota, Fungi, Ascomycota, Dothideomycetes, Botryosphaeriales, Aplosporellaceae. Gene Ontology annotation, biological process: transmembrane transport; regulation of DNA-templated transcription. Bases 1 to 2625 code for a protein of 874 amino acids.
AUGGAAACUCCUAGAAAAACUCCGCCCAAAGUCACCAUUCCACGAAAAAAAGCGUGCGCUCCAUGCUCCCAAUCAAAGGUCCGGUGCGACCAAACCCGACCAUACUGCACUCGCUGCGAGAAGCGUGGCAUUACAGACGAAUGUGCGUACGAAGAAUCAGCGACCCAGGAUACCGGUCGAAGCUCCUCGAGAGGCACGCCGCAAGUCUUGAAUUUUGCUGUUCUGGAUCUGGUCUGUACAAUAGAUCCCGAAGAAGUCCGCAACAGAUGGCUGAAGCUGUACCUGCCGAUGACGGAUCAAACACCAAAGUCAUACCCUCCCAAUGUCACUGCAUUUUUAUCGCGAAUCCUCAAGGCAUACUCUCUAUCACCGGUGCGCAAUGGCACGUUGCCACCUUUCGUUCACUUCUACCAACAAGCGCCGCCUUCGAUUUCGACCCCUUUGGCAAACUGUCUCACUCUUGCACGCGUCUGUGAUCAGCCAUUACCAGGAAGCCAACCUGCCGUCCAUGACACGCUCAAGCGGGAAAUGGAGAGACUGUAUUCCGAGUAUACAAGCUACGGCGAGAUGGAGUUAUUGGCGGCAUUCCAAGCUUACCUGAUCUACGCUAUGCUCAUAUACUUUCAUUUCGACGAGACAAGAGAAAGUGGGCUCCAGCAAGCCAUGCUCAACCUCCAAGACAUGGCCUGCGAGGUUUCCCGUAGAGGCCUCGUGUCCACAGCAGAGCUCAACCAUUCAAGACCCCAGUGGGAAUCCUGGAUCGUCGCUGAGGCAAAACGGCGGAGCAUCUACACGAUGUACUUGUUCGACAGCCUUCUUUGCGCCCGCGAUGGCUUGCCGACGUUCCUCGGCACAGAGCUGAGAGGUGUCCCCGCCCCUGGCAGUAAGGAACUGUGGCAGGCUACUGAUCGGGGGGCUUGGAGUCUUGCCUACAACGGAUACUUGCAUAAGUGGGGCAGCGACGGACAGCUUCGUAUUGAUGAGCUCUGGCCAGUUCCCCUGGAGUUUUCGGAAGCAGACAUCGAGAACAGACGGAGCAGAGUUGACCACUGGGUCUCGUCUUUAGACGAAUUCGGCACUAUGCUAUUCGCGGUCACAUCCAUGACUUCCAAACAUCUUUGGUAUUAUCUUGUUCAAGGCCACAUUGUUCACGGUAUCGUUGUCGAGGCGCCUGCAAACGCUAGCCCCAAACCGGCCAGUGCAUCCAACGAGCAACCAUUCAGCAUCUUUUCCAAGCCCGAGAAGGCCUUCAUAAUAAUAAUCGUCUCGACCGCCGCGACGUUCUCCGGCUUCGCCUCGAACAUCUACUUCCCCUCGCUACCGACAAUCGCAUCCGACCUGGGCGUAAGCGUCGAGCUGGUGAACCUCACAGUCACUUCGUACAUGAUAUUCCAGGGCCUGGCGCCGAGCCUAUGGGGCGCGGUCGCCGAUUCCAGCGGGCGGCGCAUCACGUACAUCUGCACGUUCCUGGUCUUCUUCGCCGCGUGCGUCGCCUUGGCCAACACCAGAAACUACGCGACGUUGGUCGCGGUCCGCUGUCUCCAGAGCACGGGCAGUGCCGCUACCAUUGCUAUUGGGUCGGGCGUGAUAGGCGACAUCACGACGCGCGCUGAGCGGGGCGGGUUCAUGGGCAUAUUCCAGGCGGGGCUCCUUGUCCCAGUGGCCAUCGGGCCAGUGAUUGGCGGCGCGCUUUCGAGCAGCCUAGGGUGGAGGGCAAUUUUCUGGUUCCUGGCCAUCUACGCUGGGGCCUUCCUCCUAUUCCUGGUAGUGUUUCUCCCAGAGACAUUGCGGGCACUGGUAGGCAAUGGCUCAGUGCCCUGCGGAGACAUCAUCAGGAAAUAUCCUCUGGCGCUAUACCAGCAUCGAUACCAACGACGCUCAUCCUCAAUGCCGCCGCAACAGUUCUCGGACCUCCCACCCAAAAAGCCCAUCAACAUCCUCGCCUCGCUCCAAGUCCUGGUCGACAAGCGCGUCGUCCCUAUCAUCGCCUUCCUCUCCUUCUACUACAUGGCGUGGCAAGUAUCGAUCACGGUGCUCUCCUCGCUCAUGAAGACGACGUACGGGCUAGACGACACGAAGAUCGGGCUCACGUUCAUCGCGAACGGCGUCGGGGCCAUGGUCGGCACCAUCUCCACAGGCAAGAUCCUCGACUACGACUACCGCGCCAUCCAGCGCAAGUGCGCCGCCGCAGCAGCUACCACGGGCAGAGAGGUCGCGAUACCACUCGACACGGCGCGCCUGCGCACCGUCUGGGUCUGGAGCGCCAUGCAAGUGGCCUCGCUGCUCGUGUUCGGCUGGAGCCUGGACCGGCGCGUCCAUCUCGCCGUGCCGAUUAUCGCGACUUUCUUCACCGGCUGGGCCGCAAUGUCGCUCCAGAGUAUGGUGAGCACGUACAUCGUCGACGUGUUCCCUGAUCGCAGCGCUUCGGCUUCCGCGGCCAUGAAUCUGGCGCGCUGUCUUAUGGGUGCGGGGGGCACCGCUGCUGCUAUGCCGGUUAUUAAGGGGAUUGGCGCCGGCUGGGGAUUCACGUUGCUGGUGGGCGUUAUGGUUGCUGCGCUGGGUUUGGUGGUGGUGCAGGUUCGGUUUGGGGGGAGGUGGCGUGAGCAGGAGAGAGAGGGGGAGUAGAGUGAGGGUGGGAGAGCCGUGGGGAAGAGUUUAGGAACGUUUGGUGGGGUUGGGUAAUGCUAAUGUUUGAUCUUUUUUCGUUUCGGACGUACCUAUUGUAAUAGCGGAAGUAAAAGCUUAUACGAUUACUCACUUAAGCGUAGGUAGGAGCCUUAUAUACAUAUAGGUCUUUAAUCCACUUCCAG